Messenger RNA from Neopelma chrysocephalum (saffron-crested tyrant-manakin), 2974 nucleotides. RefSeq names its product intraflagellar transport 88 (gene IFT88). Gene Ontology annotation, cellular component: ciliary basal body; centriole; non-motile cilium. The transcript is spliced from 26 exons. Lineage: Eukaryota; Metazoa; Chordata; Aves; Passeriformes; Pipridae. Gene Ontology annotation, molecular function: kinesin binding. The record is from RefSeq and is a predicted model, not a curated record. Gene Ontology annotation, biological process: non-motile cilium assembly; intraciliary transport; kidney development. The coding region runs from base 338 to 2824 and encodes 828 amino acids.
AUUCUUCAUAUAUGAUAGAUUCUAUUUACAACAUUCUUCCUAUCUUCAUAUCUGUAUAAUACCUUUGGCUAUGUUGAUAUAAGGACAUGUGAAGGAGGGAAGGUUUGAAGCUAGGGGAGAUACCUUUCAUUAGACUUAACUGCUAUGGUUUGGCCUAAUAAAGGCAAACUUUAGAAUAUGAGAGAGUUAUCUUAAACCUGAAUUAGCUGACAAUGGAAAGAUACUAUUAAAAAAGUAGUAGUAAUACAGUUACUUGUUAUAAUCGUUUAGUUUUAAUGAUAAAUAUCUUUUAAACAGUUUUCGUAACUGGUAUAAGUACAAAACAUAAUUCUGUGAAAUGGUGCCAUUUAAUACUGUUUAUAGAAAAAUGAUGCAAAAUGUGCAUCUGGCUCCUGAGAACGAUGAAGAUGAUCUCUAUUCUGGCUACAAUGAUUAUAAUCCCAUGUUUGAUACAGAGGAUUUAGAAAAUGAUGUAGCUUUUCAACAGGCAGCAAGAACAAGUCAUGGAAGAAGACCCCCUGUGACAGCCAAAAUUCCCAGCUCAGCAAGUUCAAGACCUUUAGCUACUGGAUUUGGGCCAAAAGCAACUUUACCUUCAUCUAUGGGAAGACCAAUGACAGGAGGUAUACAGUUUGAGGAUGGGGUUUCUCGACCAAUGACAGCAGUGCAAGCUGCAGGUUAUACUAAGGCAGCUAUGAGAGGUUCUUCAUUUGAUCCUCUUGGCCAAGCAAGAGGUCCUGCUCCACCUCUAGAAAAGAAAAAUUCAGACAGUCCAGAAGAGAAGUUGAGGCAGUUGGAAAAAAAAGUGAAUGAACUGGUUGAAGAAAGCUGUGUUGCCAACAGCUGUGGAGACUUGAAAUUGGCUCUGGAAAAAGCAAAAGAGGCUGGAAGACAGGAAAGAGAAUUGUUGAGACAACGUGAACAAAUUACUCCUCCAGAAAAUAUCAACUUAGACCUCACUUACUCAGUUCUUCUCAAUCUGGCGAGUCAGUAUGCUGCUAAUGAAAUGUAUGCUGAAGCACUGACUACUUACCAAGUCAUCGUGAAGAAUAAGAUGUUCACCAGUGGAGGUAUACUGAAGGUAAAUAUGGGAAAUAUAUAUUUAAAACAACGGAACUAUUCCAAAGCUAUCAAAUUCUACCGUAUGGCUCUAGACCAGAUUACCAGUGCCCACAAAGAGAUGAGGAUGAAAAUAAUGGAAAAUAUUGGAGUUGCAUUUAUUAAAACUGGCCAAUACGUUGAUGCCAUUUCUUCAUUUGAAGACAUAAUGAGCAUAUCCCCAAACCUGAAGGCAGGCUUCAACUUGAUCCUAUGUUAUUUUGCUAUUGGAAAUGGUGAGCAAAUGAAGAAAGCCUUCAAAAAACUGAUUGCAGUUCCUUUGGAAGUAGAUUUUGAUGACAAAUACAUUUCAUUAAAUGAUGAUCUACAUACAAAUCUACUGCUUGAAGCCAUUAAAAAUGACAGUAUAAGUCAAAUGGAACGUGAGAGGAAAUCCAUGGCAGAGGAAUACAUCAUGACGGCUGCUAAACUCAUUGCACCAGUAAUUGAGACAUCUUUUGCAGUAGGCUAUGACUGGUGUGUUGAUGCGGUAAAAGCUUCCCACUAUGUAGAGUUAGCCAACGACCUGGAAAUAAAUAAAGCCACUACUUACUUGAGGCAGCAGAAUUUUAACCAGGCACUGGAGACUUUGAAAAUGUUUGAAAAAAAGGAUAGCAGAGUAAAGAGUGCAGCUGCAACAAACCUUUCAUUCCUUUAUUAUUUGGGGAAUGAAUUGGCACAAGCAACUAACUAUGCAGAUUUAGCUGUAAAUUCUGAUAGGUAUAAUCCAGCAGCUCUAACUAACAAAGGAAAUACUGUUUUUGCAAAUGGAGACUAUGAAAAAGCAGCCGAAUUUUAUAAGGAAGCUCUCAGGAAUGAUUCCUUAUGCACUGAAGCACUUUAUAACCUUGGUUUAGCAUACAAGAAGUUAAACAGGAUAGACGAAGCUUUGGAUUUUUUGCUGAAACUCCAUGCAAUCCUUCCAAAUAGUGCUCAAGUCCUUUACCAGAUAGCAAGCAUAUACGAGAUCAUGGAAGAUCCCAAUCAAGCCAUAGAGUGGCUCCUGCAGUUGAUCAGUGUAGUACCAACUGAUCCACAUGUACUUUCAAAGCUAGGGAAAUUAUAUGAUAAUGAAGGUGAUAAAUCCCAAGCUUUUCAUUAUUACUAUGAGUCAUACCGGUAUUUCCCUUCAAACAUUGAGGUCAUUGAAUGGCUUGGAGCAUAUUAUAUUGACACCCAGUUUUGUGAAAAAGCCAUUGAGUACUUUGAAAGAGCAGCACUUAUCCUGCCGACACAAGUGAAGUGGCAGCUGAUGGUUGCAAGUUGCUACAGGAGAAGCGGUAACUACCAGAAAGCUCUAGAGAAAUACAAAGUCAUUCACAGAAAAUUCCCAGAGAAUGUUGAAUGCCUCCGAUUUUUAGUUCGUCUCUGUACAGAUAUGGGGCUGAAGGAAGUCCAGGAAUAUAUAACAAAGCUCAAGAAAGUGGAAAAAUUAAAAGAAAUAAGAGAGCAGCGCAUUAAGUCUGGCAGAGAUGGCAGUGCACGUAACCGCAAAGAGGGAGGUGGUGACAGUGGUGGUACCAAAGGGGAAAGACUGAGUGCCAAACUAAAAGCUUUGCCUGGAACAAAUGAACCCUAUGAAAGUAGAAGCAAUAAAGAAAUAGAUGCCUCCUACGUAGAUCCACUUGGCCCACAAGCAGAAAGACCAAGAACAGCAGCAAGAAAAAGAACUGAGGAAGAUGACUUUGCUGAUGAAGAACUAGGAGAAGAUCUGCUUCCAGAAUAGCAUAUGGGCCACUCAACAUUUUUUUUUAAUCCCUGUAAAAGUUUUAGCUGAAAAACUUUCAUUCAUUAUGAUUUUGUAGUAGAUUUUGAUAAAUUAUUUGGGAAAUAUUUUGGAUAUAUGGUACCUUACAUUAAAAACCUGUACUUGAAA